Osmerus eperlanus (European smelt) is the source of this 1612-nucleotide messenger RNA. RefSeq names its product chitinase, acidic.2 (gene chia.2). The coding region runs from base 40 to 1449 and encodes 469 amino acids. The record is from RefSeq and is a predicted model, not a curated record. Gene Ontology annotation, biological process: carbohydrate metabolic process. Lineage: Eukaryota; Metazoa; Chordata; Actinopteri; Osmeriformes; Osmeridae. The transcript is spliced from 11 exons. Gene Ontology annotation, cellular component: extracellular region. Gene Ontology annotation, molecular function: hydrolase activity, hydrolyzing O-glycosyl compounds; chitin binding.
UAUCUAACAAAAGGGUUUCUGCCAUUAAGAGCUUUCAAGAUGACCAGACUUACAAUCCUAGCAGGCUUGUGCCUGGUGAUGUGCCAUCUGGCAACAUCCUCAAAGAUGGUUUGUUACUUCACCAACUGGUCCCAGUACAGACCCGGGACGGGGAAGUACAUGCCCGCCAAUGUGGACCCUUUCCUUUGCACACACUUGAUCUACGCCUUUGCUAUGAUCAACCAUGCUAACGAGCUAGUCACCUAUGAGUGGAAUGAUGAGACCCUCUAUCAGGCCUUUAAUGCUUUGAAGCAGAGGAACCCACAUCUAAAGACUCUGCUGGCUGUUGGUGGGUGGAACUUUGGUUCAACCCAGUUCUCGAUCAUGGUUUCCAAUACUGCCAACCGCCAGAAGUUUAUCCAGUCGUCCAUCAGCUUCCUGAGGAUGUACGGCUUUGAUGGUCUGGACCUGGACUGGGAGUACCCGGGAUCACGCGGAAGCCCUCCUGAGGACAAGGAGAGGUUCACUGAGCUCUGCAAGGAGCUCAAGGCCGCCUAUAUUGCUGAAGCAAAAUCCACUAAAAACUCACAGCUGUUGUUCACAGCUGCAGUGUCUGCUGGCAAGGGAACCAUUGACGCAGGAUAUGAAAUCUCUGAGAUCGCAAAGUAUCUGGACUUCAUCAAUGUGAUGACCUACGACUUCCAUGGAACUUGGGAAAAGUUCACAGGACACAACAGCCCCCUGUACCGUGGCGCUCAUGACAAAGGAGACCUCAUCUACUUCAACACUGACUAUGCCAUGAAGUACUGGAGAGACAAAGGCACCCCAGUUGAGAAGCUGAACAUGGGUUUCGCUUCCUACGGCCGCACGUUCCGCCUGACAUCUACAGAAAGUGGUGUGGGAGCCCCAGCAAGUGGUCCGGCCUCCGCUGGGCCCUACACACGCGAAGCUGGCUUCUGGUCUUAUUACGAGAUCUGCAGCUUCCUGAAAGACACAAAGAUACAGUGGAUUGAAGAUCAAAAGGUUCCCUAUGCUACUAAGGGCAACGAGUGGGUAGGAUUUGACACCAAGGAGAGUUAUGAAAUCAAGGUUCGCUACAUGAACGACAACAAGUUUGGAGGUGCCUUCGUUUGGGCUCUGGAUCUGGACGACUUCGCUGGGCAGUUCUGUGGAGAUGACAACCACCCUCUCCUUGGUCACCUCCACACCCUCCUGGACAUUGAGCUGCCCCCACUGCCUCCCACCACCACCCCCAAGCCUGGUGCUAGCACCACCCGACCAACCACCACUUCCACCACCACCACCCACGCCCCAGGAUCGGGAUUCUGCAAUGGCAAACCCGACGGCCUGUAUGCCCACCCAGAUGACGCCAGUAGCUUCUACAUGUGCGCCGGAGGCAUCACCCACAUCAGGCCCUGCGGAACUGGCUCUGUUUUCGACGACAGCUGCAAAUGCUGUGUUUGGCCCUGAGCACAACAGAAGGGAUGGCUGAUUGCUGCUACAGCUAGUGUUGAUGAUGUUUAUAAUCUUUCAUUAGCAAACCAUGUAAACAUCACCAUUGAUAGCUAUUUUUGACCAAUGUCAACUCCAGUGCUAACGGUUCUGGUAAAAAUAAAGUCCUGCUUGAGAAGAA